Messenger RNA from Sclerotinia borealis F-4128, 915 nucleotides. The record is from the annotation of a GenBank genome assembly. NCBI's taxonomy places the organism in Eukaryota, Fungi, Ascomycota, Leotiomycetes, Helotiales, Sclerotiniaceae.
AUGACCUCCGGAACCGCUUCAUUCAAAGUCCCAGGCCUUUCCGAGCCUUGCCAAACCUGGUAUAAAGUUUUUGGCGACCUCACAACCUCUAAAACCCCAUUAAUUGUACUUCAUGGAGGACCAGGCGCAUGUCACGAAUAUCUACUUCCAUUAACAGACCUCGUAUCCUCUAUUCCUGUCAUCUUUUACGAUCAGAUUGGCAAUGGACAAUCGACGCAUCUCCCCGAGAAGGCGGGCGACGAAGCAUUUUGGAGCGUCGAACUUUUCCUAAACGAACUUGAUAAUCUCAUAAGUCAUCUUGGGUUGAAAACUCGACCGAUUGAUGUCCUCGGGCACUCUUGGGGUGGAAUGCUAGCAGCUGUGUGGGCAUCCGAUGCGUCGAGAUCAGCCAAUCUUCGACGAUUGAUACUUGCGAGUAGUUUGGCUAGUAUGGAGACAUUCCAACUUGGUAUCGCCGAACUGAGGAAAAAUCUUCCUCUAGAUGUUCAAAAAGCGUUGGAUCGUGGAGACGAAACAGGAGAAUACGAGAGUUCGGAGUACGAAGCUGCUGUGGAAGCUUUCUACAAAAGACAUCUCAGCCUAGCGAGGCCGUGGCCAGCACCAGAAGUUCAAGCUGCGAUGAAUUGGCUUGCAAAUGAUGCGACUACCUAUCGUACUAUGUAUGGUCCCAGUGAGCUUGUUGUUACUGGCAAUCUUCGUAACUGGACAUCUAUUCCGAACUUGAGUAAAAUUAAGGUUCCGACGCUGUUGAUUAAUGGAAUGGAAGAUGAAGCACAGGAUGUGGCUAUGCAACCAUUCUUUGAGCGUAUUGAGAAGGUUAAGUGGAUCGUCUUGGAUAAUGCUGCACAUUUCUGCCAUGUGGAUCAACGAGAGAAAUUUAUGAAACAUUUGAAGGCUUUUCUUAUAGACGUCUAA